Molecule: messenger RNA, 2095 nt
Organism: Arabidopsis lyrata subsp. lyrata
Lineage: Eukaryota; Viridiplantae; Streptophyta; Magnoliopsida; Brassicales; Brassicaceae
Product: E3 ubiquitin-protein ligase RGLG1
Biological process (GO): protein K63-linked ubiquitination
Molecular function (GO): ubiquitin protein ligase activity
Source: RefSeq, a predicted model, not a curated record
UUUUUUUCUAAGUUAUGGAUCGAGAUCAGUGAAAUCUCUUUUGGGUGAAUGAAUCUACUUUUGUUUUUUAAUUAGGACAAAAUCUCUAAUUAAAAAGCCACAGAUUUUGUCUUUACUUGUUUUGUUUUAAACCCUAGUUACUUACUUGUUAGGUUAAUGAAAUCUACAAUUCUUAUCUUGUUUCCAAAAUUGGGAAAAACAAUCCAACAAUAUAAUAUAAGAGACACGUAACGGCUCAAGAAGUCGGUGAUUGGAGGUAACGUGAUUGAAUCUUCUUCAUCAUCUUCUCUCUUAAGAACUUUUCUUAAGACCAAGGAAGAGCCGCCUUAUUACACCUGUUUCAUUAGCAUCGUCAACAAUUCAUUCAUUCACCAACCUUACUUGCUGCAAAUCUCUCAUACCCAUUUUUAAGGACACCUUCUUAUAGAGAGAGAUCACAUAAAAGUUUCAAGUUUUCUAUUGCGAUAGGUAUAUUGUUCUUGAAGCCUUCAAGUUUCUGUCUUUUUUUCUUCUUGAUUUGAAUAAAGUUUGAUGGGAGGAGGGAAUUCCAAAGAAGAGUCGUCAUCUCCAUCUUCAUCAUCAUGGGCUUCUCAUCAAAGUUAUCCUCAAUAUGGACCUGAUAGCUACAACUAUCCUCCUCCACCCACUUAUACUCCUCCUCCUGCUCCGGUGCCUGCUCCUGCUCCAUCUCCGUCUUCCAGUUAUGGCCAUCCUUAUCAGAUGCCGCAUAGUCAAGAGGGCUAUGCAUCACAGCCUAAUUAUCCUCCACCGCCUUCACAGAGUCAUGAUGCUGACCGGAAGAAAUUUGAUCGGAGGUAUUCGAAAAUAUCGGAUAACUACUCUUCUUUACUGCAGGUGUCGGAGGCUCUAGGUCGUGCAGGUCUUGAAUCUUCAAAUCUAAUCGUUGGUAUUGAUUUCACCAAGAGCAAUGAAUGGACAGGGGCCAAGUCCUUCAAUAGGAAAAGCUUGCAUCACUUAAGCAAUACCCCGAAUCCAUACGAACAGGCAAUAACUAUCAUAGGAAGAACCUUAGCCGCCUUUGACGAGGAUAACUUAAUUCCUUGUUAUGGUUUUGGAGACGCAACAACUCAUGAUCAAGAUGUGUUUAGUUUCUAUCCAGAGGGUAGAUUCUGUAAUGGAUUUGAGGAAGUAUUGGCUCGUUAUAGAGAAAUUGUACCUCACCUUAAGCUCGCAGGACCAACAUCUUUUGCCCCGAUCAUUGAAAUGGCAAUGACAGUGGUUGAGCAGAGUAGUGGCCAAUAUCAUGUGUUAGUGAUUAUAGCUGAUGGCCAGGUCACAAGAAGUGUCGAUACCGAACAUGGGCGGCUAAGUCCGCAAGAACAGAAGACGGUCGAUGCAAUUGUGAAAGCAAGUACCCUUCCUUUGUCAAUAGUCUUAGUCGGGGUCGGGGAUGGACCAUGGGACAUGAUGCAGGAAUUUGAUGAUAACAUACCUGCCCGAGCUUUCGAUAACUUCCAAUUUGUGAACUUCACAGAGAUCAUGUCAAAGAACAAAGACCAGUCUCGGAAGGAGACAGAAUUCGCACUCUCUGCUCUCAUGGAGAUUCCUCCACAGUACAAAGCAACGAUAGAGCUUAACCUUUUAGGGGGAAGAAAUGGGAGUAUCCCAGAGAGAAUCCCACUUCCGCCACCGGUGCAGAGCGGAUCAUCAUUCUCUAGUUCCAGAAUACCGAGUUUUGAACCGAGUGUACCUACUUAUCCAUUUGAGAGCAAGCAUAUGAGCAGUGGUUCAGACGAUAACCAGCUAUGUCCGAUAUGUCUGAGCAACCCGAAAAACAUGGCGUUUGGUUGUGGCCAUCAGACUUGUUGUGAAUGCGGACCAGAUCUUAAAGUGUGUCCGAUUUGUCGUGCCCCGAUCCAGACCAGAAUCAAGCUCUACUAACAACACCAUUGUCAAUGGUCCAUUGACAUAAGCUUUGACCAGUCCAAUCCCAUUUCUUCCAGAGAUUUUCACAUCUUUUUGUAGAAAAAAAAAGUGUUCUUUUGUUCUUUGAUUGGAUUGUAAGAAUAAUGUAUUUAUAUGGGGAGGGCUUUCUUGGGUUUUUCAAGAUUCGAUAGAACCAAAGUUGCUUAUA